CCACAUAUGGCCUCCUUUACCUUCAUGUCUCUGCAGCUGCAUCAAGAGAAAUUCAUCCCCUUCUCUCUCCCUAGGUACCAUCCCUCGCUCAAAACUUCUAACUUUCAGUUUUUUUCUCUUUCUCUCACUUCCUUUCCUUUCAAAACCAACCAUAAACGAAAACUUCAUCAUGUGAAAUCUCAAGCUUCAGCCCCAAAGUUUAGUACUUUAGAACGACGAACUUCCGUAAACACUAAAAGUAUCGACAGAAAGAAAGAAAUUAGACGUGGGUAUUCUUCAGCGAAAUCUAUAGAUAAAAAGGUCAGUAAAAAUACAGUGAAAAAUCAUGUUGAUUCAGUUCUGGAGGAGAAAUCUGGAAAGAGGUUCUCGAGACAUACCAGGGAAACCCCAGCUUAUCGAGAAACGAAGGGAAUGAAUUCUGGGCAUUCCUCUCGGUCCUCUAAGGGUAAGUCUCUGGAAGCUAGUGGUAACUAUAGAAUUACUGAGGAAAUAGAGAAGAAAGACAAUGGAAAUCAGGUAGUAAAGGGGAACAAGAAGAAGUCAAAGAAGGAUAACGAAUCUCCAGAAGUCAAAUUGCGGGUUGCUUUGGAUCAGUGUUCCAAAAGAGGGGAUGUAAUGGAGGCAUUAUCUUUGUAUGAUAAGGCUCGAAGUAAAGGAAUCAAAUUGGGGCAGCACAACUAUACAGUGCUGUUGUAUCUUUGUUCUUCUGCAGCCGUUGGUGUUGUUCGACCAGCUAAAAGUGGAAGUGGAAGUCGAACUUCUGAAAAAUUGGCUUUGCCUAAGGAAGUUGUGAGUCCCCUAGAGUUCAGGGAAUUAAUAGAUAAAAAUGAAAGGGAAUUAAGUAGGAGUAAUACGGAUGAGAGACUAGUUGACACAGCGAAGAGUAAUGAAACAAUCAAUAGGACAGAGUUGAACUCGAAUGAUAAAAUGACCAAGUCCUGCAAUGGAUUGCUAAGACAGAAUACUCAUCCUAGGAAGGAAGGUGAUGAGUUUUCAGCUGUUCAAGAUAUUGAAUACAACCAAGAGGACCAUGAAAUUUUGGUAAGUGAAGAUGUCAAGAAAUAUGCUCUAAAGAGGGGGUUUGAGAUAUAUGAGAAUAUGCGCAAUGAGGGGGUCACAAUGAAUGAAGCAGCCUUAACGUCCGUGGCUAGAAUAGCCAUGUCAAUGGGUGAUGGCGACAUGGCUUUUGAGAUGGUGAAGCAAAUGAAGAUGCUGGGAAUUAAUCCCCGGUUGCGAUCUUAUGAUCCUGCUCUCUUCACGUUUUGCAAUAAUGGAGAUGUGGAAAAAGCAGUUUCUGUUGAAAAACAAAUGCUGGAAGAUGGUGUCAAUCCAGAGGAGCCCGAGUUGGAGGCACUUUUAAGAGCAAGCAUUUUGGCCGGCAAGAGUGACAAGGUCUAUUAUGUGUUGCAUAGACUAAGAACUACUGUUAGGGAAGUCUCAACCUCUACUGCAGAGGUGGUUAUUAAUUGGUUCAAGAGCAAGCAAGCUUCAAGGGUUGGGAAAAGGAAAUGGGAUAAGAGAUUGAUGAAAGAAACAAUAGAAAAUAAUGGUGGAGGCUGGCAUGGGCAGGGAUGGUUGGGUAAGGGACAAUGGGAAAUUUCCCAUACAACUGUUGCUACUGAUGGAAUGUGUAAAUGCUGUGGGGAGCAUUUGGCCACUAUUGAUCUAGAUCCCGUUGAAACAGAGAAAUUUGCCAACUCUGUUGCAUCUAUUGCUAUAAUGAGAGAGAAAAGGUCAAACUUUCAGAAGUUCCAAAAAUGGCUUGACUAUUAUGGACCUUUUGAAGCAGUGGUUGAUGCUGCAAAUGUGGGACUUUUCAGCCAAAGGAGAUUCAUGCCAUCCAAGAUAAAUGUUGUUGUUAACGGAAUACGUCAGAAGCUGCCUUCAAAGAGGUAUCCACUUGUUAUUUUGCAUAAUAAGCGUAUUACAGGGCACAAGAUGGAUGAACCAUUCAACAGGGAAUUAAUUGAGAAGUGGAAAAAUGCUGAUGCACUUUAUGCCACACCUACCGGAUCAAAUGAUGACUGGUACUGGUUGUAUGCAGCUAUAAAAUUCAGGUGCUUAAUUGUGACCAAUGAUGAAAUGAGAGAUCAUUUAUUUCAACUUUUGGGAAAUGACAUCUUCCCCAAGUGGAAAGAAAGACAUCAAGUACAUUUUAGUUUCUCUGAUACUGGUCCAGAGUUUCACAUGCCCCCUCCUUGUUCUGUUGUAAUUCAGGAAUCAGAGGAAGGCCAUUGGCAUAUUCCGGUUAAGUCUGAGGACGAUUUUAAAUCAGAAAGAAGAUGGCUGUGCAUCACCCGUUGUAAAUCAGAUAAGGCUUCACAAAAUUUUUCAACAAUAUCUGAAGAUGAAGAAUGCGUGGGAUCUUCUCCUGAAGCUGCAUCUACUGCGGAGUUACAACAUGAGAAGCACAAAGGAAUAAAGGAGGAACAUCAAAAAUUGUACAAAAGUCUGAGGGAUAUAUUUUCAGCAUCAGGGUCACUGGAGUCAGAUCAUAGGACCUUGUUAACUGAAAUUGAAGCUGCAGAGUUUCUUGGCGGCUGUACCAUUGAUUUUCAGAUAUGAAUUUCAUUAUUUAUAUUCAGUUCCAUGAAUGAUACCCUAUUAAUUUUGACUCCUAGGUAUAAUGUAAAGCUCCAAUAUAAGUUGUAUGUAUAGCUUAAGGAUGAGUAUAAUAAUGGUAGUUAAGAAGGGGAUAAAAUAGUUCUAGCACAAUUUUUUGAAAUAAUCUCACAAUGGUUUUGGAUAACUGCUUUGUCAAUUGGUCCUCAAUUUACUGUGCUGAUAAAGGUAAAUUCUUG
This is a messenger RNA of Neltuma alba, 2801 nucleotides long. RefSeq names its product proteinaceous RNase P 1, chloroplastic/mitochondrial. The record is from RefSeq and is a predicted model, not a curated record. Gene Ontology annotation, molecular function: ribonuclease P activity; protein binding. The coding region runs from base 7 to 2565 and encodes 852 amino acids. NCBI's taxonomy places the organism in Eukaryota, Viridiplantae, Streptophyta, Magnoliopsida, Fabales, Fabaceae. The transcript has 7 exons. Gene Ontology annotation, biological process: tRNA 5'-leader removal.